This is a messenger RNA of Megalops cyprinoides (Indo-Pacific tarpon), 1242 nucleotides long. RefSeq names its product programmed cell death 2-like (gene pdcd2l). The record is from RefSeq and is a predicted model, not a curated record. The transcript has 6 exons. Lineage: Eukaryota; Metazoa; Chordata; Actinopteri; Elopiformes; Megalopidae. Gene Ontology annotation, cellular component: cytoplasm. The coding region runs from base 135 to 1238 and encodes 367 amino acids.
CAAAUCGGGCAGUAAUACGAUUCCGAGUGUGAAAGCAUGCGCAUUUGCAGAUCGUAUCGGACAGCAGGCACGGAUCGGGUAAUGACACAGCCCACUUAGCCCACGCUAGCUGGCUGGCUAGCUAGCAAGCAAGCAUGGCUACCUUGCGAGAGUCCGUUUUGAUUGGGCUUUGUGAUGCGACUAUUGACGGAAAGAAAAACGUGUCCUCUUUUUCUACCAGCAAAAUUGGAGGUCUACCGGACUGCCUUCCUACCAUAACAUUACAUUACCCAAGGUGUGCUCUGUGUAGUACUGUCCUUGCCCAUGUUGUACAAGUGUACUGCCCCCUGGAGGCCUCUCCUUAUCACCGCACCAUAAAUAUUUUUGCCUGUCCAAGCCCACAAUGCUAUGGAAAAUCCAAAAGCUGGAUAGCACUACGGUCACAAUGCCUAGACUCAGAGGUCAAACCUGUGUGUGUAGACCAGCAAACUAAAUGUGUCGCCGUCAAAGAGGCAACCAGAGACUGGUGUGAAGAAGCAGAUGAUUGGAGCCUGGAAGGAGAGAAGGCACCAGAGAAAGCAGGCUCUGCCCACAGUGAUGUGACACUUCACACUGGCUCCAUGUCCGAGCCAGAGUUCAGCAGCAAACUAAAGGGGCUCAGUCUGUCAGAAGGCGUGGAGCCCACUCUACAUGGGCUUGGCCUGGUUCUGCCAGGAUCCGCAGCUGUCUUCUGCCCUUACUACAUCAGUGUGUUGGAGGAGGCCGAUCUGUCUGGACAGACAGACAUGGAGCAUGUGCAAAGACUACUGCAGGAGUAUGAGCAAAGAGAGGGCGGUGUUAUCAGGGAGAUGGACAGGUGUGAAAAUGCAGGUGAGGUGGAAAAAUAUGAGAAGACCAAAGUCCUGCAUGGUGACCACGUUUUCUUCAGGUUCAUGAAGAACAUCUCUGUGUGUCCAGAGCAGAUUGUGCGGUACAGUUGGGAUGGGUCACCUUUAUUCAUCACAGAUCCUCCAUCCAACAUGAGACUGAUGAUCCCACCCUGUAGUCAAUGUGCCAGCCCCAGGACCUUUGAGUUUCAGCUCAUGCCAGCACUGGUCAGUUUGCUCACUAGUGUGGACUCUAACUCAGAGGUGGUGGUGGAGUUUGGGACUGUACUGGUCUUCACCUGUAGGAGAAGUUGCUGGGUACCUGGCUCAGACAUGCCUAUGGAGGAGUUCCUGUUUGUUCAGACAGACCCAGACCAUAUGUUUUUCAAAUAAGAAC